CGGUCGAAUUGAUGACAAUAUUGAAACAAUUGAAAAACGAUUCAAAGUUUUUAUGGAAGAGAGUUUGCCUGUAGUCACGCAUUAUGAAAAAACAGGAAUAGUUCGCAAGAUACCCUCUAACGAAAGUGCUGAUGAAGUUUAUUUAAAGGUUAGGCCAAUUAUUGAAG
Messenger RNA from Racocetra persica, 167 nucleotides. The record is from the annotation of a GenBank genome assembly. NCBI's taxonomy places the organism in Eukaryota, Fungi, Glomeromycota, Glomeromycetes, Diversisporales, Gigasporaceae.